Messenger RNA from Salvelinus fontinalis (brook trout), 3816 nucleotides. RefSeq names its product junctional adhesion molecule A-like. NCBI's taxonomy places the organism in Eukaryota, Metazoa, Chordata, Actinopteri, Salmoniformes, Salmonidae. The record is from RefSeq and is a predicted model, not a curated record. Gene Ontology annotation, cellular component: bicellular tight junction. The coding region runs from base 212 to 1093 and encodes 293 amino acids. The transcript has 10 exons. Gene Ontology annotation, biological process: intestinal absorption; establishment of endothelial intestinal barrier; cell adhesion.
CUGAAUACCUAUCAUACUCUUCUACUGAAGUAGUCGGUCGGUGCGGAAGGGCGUAGGUUUGUUGUUCGUCGAAAGUAUAUAUUUCAAACCGAGUGGGCCAACAAUUACUGAAUUGCGCUUUGAUUGCUGGAAUAAUCGUACGUUUUUUAAAUUACCGAAAUCGGACACAUCGCUGGCUUUUAAAACAAAGGCUUCAGGUGUUGGGGCCGACAUGUUUGUCAGCGGCUUGGUUUCGGUGUUUCUAUUCUUUCAUGCAACAGGUGUAGAGGCCUUCAGAGUUACAACCAAAAAUGCUAAUGUGAGGGCUAAAGAGAAUGAGGGGGCUGAUCUUUCCUGUAUUCCCUCGGCUGACUUUGGGGCAGAUGCCAGAGUUGAGUGGAAGUUUAGAGACAUGACGGGUUCGACGACCUAUGUCAUUUUCGAUGGGAAGCCCACCACGCUUUAUGAGGGCCGUGCCACUAUGUUUGAUGGGGUGCUGAGGUUCAGCAAGGUGACGCGCAAAGAUAAUGGACAGUAUCAAUGUGAGGUGUCUAACAAACAGUAUGUUGGGGAUGUCAAGGUGAAUCUCACUGUUUUAGUACCUCCAUCCGUGCCCAUGUGUAGGAUCCCUACCUCUGUAACGACGGGGAAUCGCGUGCUACUGUUCUGUCAUGACGCCGAGGGGUCUCCUUCCCCCACCUACAAGUGGUAUAAGGACAAGACCCCUCUUCCCGAGGACCCCAGCCAGUUCCCUGCCUUCAAGAACUACACCUACAAGAUCAAUCCUCUCAAUGGCAACCUGGAGUUUCCCUCUGCUUUGGUGAUAGAUACAGGAGACUACAGCUGUGAAGCUAUGAAUGAUGCCGGCCCUGUUCAACGCUGUCAAGCUGUGAGGAUGGAAGUCCGCAACAUCAACACUGGUGGUAUUGUUGCCGGGGUGUUCGUGGCUCUCCUGGCCCUGGCCCUGCUGUGCUUCGGUCUGUGGUACGCCCACCGCAAAGGAUACAUGCCCAAAAAGAGUGAAAGAAAACCCUCAGUGGGCUACCAGCCAACAUCGGAGUCCGGCGAGGACGAAGAUGGGGAAUUCAGGCAGAAGUCUUCGUUCGUGGUAUAGCCAGGGCGUGCAACACAUGUUCCGGAUAUACCCGGGAGUCUACCGCAACUAGUGAAUAUGUGUGCGUCCCAAUAACAACUCCCCUUUCUCCUGAAGUGUGCUGUCGUUCACUUCUUCCCACAAAUCUCAAAGCAUUGGGUUGUUGGAGUUAUGGGUUAGUGGGUGUUUCCACCGUAUUUCUUAUACCAGUCAUUGUCUUUCAAAAUCAGUGACGGGAAGUGAACAAGUGCACACUUUGGCGGUAGAAGAGAUAAUUGGGACAUAGCCUAUAUAUGACAAUACCACUGCCCCUUUUACCUGCUCACUGUGGAUAGGUGUGAAUUGGUGUUUUAUAAUUUUUUUAUUCCAUAUGUUUAUAAUUAAAGAAAAUGAAUUUUGGAAUAUUUCUCUAACUGGCAGUUACCUACAUCUGUACUAUUUUGUGGUGACUGUGUGUAUAGAUUUGAAAAAAUACUUCCGUUUACACUUCAUAUUUCUCAAGUGCCUCCGUUCUGUGAAAGAAAUCUCACAUUCAAGGAAAUGUAAGGAGGGACAAAAACUGUAAAUUCAUUCAUGAAAUCUUAAAGAACACUGGCCAUUCAUUUUCUAAUCCUAUUACUACAUGCCUAGCUUUCUUUUAUGGCUUUUCCCAAAUUGCACACUAUUCCCUAUAGAGUGCGCGACUUUGGACCAGGGCUCAUACAGUAGGGCUUUGGCCAAAAGUAGUGCAUUGUGAAGGGUAUUUGGUGCAGUUUUGGUACACAUACCUUGUGUCUUAUGUCUACUCUAAAUCCAUGCUUUCAGUGAGUUGUAAUGUGGAAAUGUUUUGUUUACGAUAGAUACAGACAUUUGUUUGGCAUUGUGUUUGUAUUAGAAUCAAACUCCAUUGUAUUGUUGUUUUGCAUUUGCUUGUUGCGAUGUUGCUGGUCCCAGAUCUGUCUGUGCUGUCAUGACAACUCAUGAGGAGUUGUCUAGACACCAGAAACAGACUGUCAACCAGGCUUGUUGAGCUGUACAUGGUCUCUUUCUUUGUAAGUUUGAUCAGGUUGAGCAUUCCAAAGAAAUGAUAUUGUGCUCACAGCAAAAUCAUACAAGGUGAUGAAUUCGAAUCAGGUUUAAGCGAUAUAGAGUAUCAGUCAAACGUUUGGACACCUACUCAUUCAAGGGUUUUUAUUUUGUUUUUACUAUUUUCUACAUUGUAGAGUAAUAGUGAUGACAAACUAUGACAUAACACAUAUGGAAUCAUGUAGUAACCAAAAGUGUUAAACAAAUCAAAAUAUUUUAUGUUUGAAGGAUCACAAAGUAGCCACCCUUCGCCUUGACGACAGCUUUGCACACUCUUGGCAUUCUCUCAACCAGCUUCACCUGGAGUGCUUUUCCAACAGUCUUGAAGGAGUUCCCACAUAUGCUGAGCACUUGUUGGCUGCUUUUCCUUCACUCUGUGGUCCAACUCAUCCCAAACCAUCACAAUUGGGUUAAAGUCGAGUGAUUGUGGAGGCCAGGUCAUCUGAUGCAGCACUCAUCACUCCUUCUUGGUCAAAUAGCCCUUACACAGCCUGGAGAUGUGUUGGGUCAUUGUUCUGUUGAAAAACAAAUGAUAGUCCCACUAAGCUCAAACCAGAUGGGAUGGCGUAUGGCUGCAGAAUGCUGUGGUAGCCAUGCUGGUUAAGUGUGCCUUGAAUUCUAAAUAAAUCAAACCGUGUCACCAGCAAAGCACCACCACAACUCCUCCUCCAUGCUUCACAGUGGGAAGCACACAUGUGGAGAUCAUUUGUUCACCUACUCUGCUAACCUAAUCUCACAAAGACACGGUAGUUGGAACAAAAUAUCUCAAAUUUGGACUCAUCAGACCAAAGGACAGAUUUCCACCAGUCUAAUGUCCAUUGCUCAUAUUUCUUUGCCCAAUCAAGUCUCUUCUUCUUAUUGGUGUCCUUUUUAGUAGUGGUUUCUUUGCAGCAAUUCAACCAUGAAGGCCUGCGUCUCCUCUGAUGAGAUCUGUCUGUUACUUGAACUUUAAAGCAUUUAUUUGGACUGCAAUUUCUGAGGCUGGUAACUCUAACGUAUCCUCUGCAGCAGAGGUAACUUUGUGUAUUCCUUUCCUGAGGUGGUCCUCAUGAGAGCCAGUUUCAUCAUAGUGCUUGAUGCUUUUUGCGACUGCACUUAAAGAAACUUUCUUAUUCCGCUUUGACUUACUUUCAUGUCUUAAAAUAAUGAUGGACUGUUGUUUCUCUUUGCUUAUUUGAGCUGUUCUUGCCAUAAUAUGGACUUGGUCUUAGGGUUAUCGUCAAAUAGGGCUAUCGUCUGUAUACCACAACUGAUUGGCUCUAACGCAUUAAGGAAAGAAAUUCCACAGAUUAAUUUUUAACAAGGCACACCUGUUAAGUGAAAAGCCUUCCAGGUGACCACCUCAUGAAUCUGGUUGAGAGAGUGCCAAUAGUGUGCAAAGCUGCCAAAGGCAAAUGGUGGCUACUUUGAAGAAUUUGAAAUAUAACACUUAUUUUGUUGCUACAUGAUUCCAUACGUGUAAUUUGAUAGUUUUAUAUGUCUUCACUAUUCUACAAUGUAGAAAAUAGUAAAAACAAAAGAAAACCUUAUAAUGAAUAGUUGUCAACUUUUGACUGGUACUGUAUAUUUUUGAGAAUUUUAACAUUGAAACGUUACUUAAUUUGUAGAUUAGCAUAAUGCUUACAUGGAGGACAUUGUCUCUGAAGGACUCAUUUUGUAAUAAAAUUGCGCUUUCCAUA